This is a messenger RNA of Beta vulgaris subsp. vulgaris (sugar beet), 4075 nucleotides long. RefSeq lists its product as uncharacterized. NCBI's taxonomy places the organism in Eukaryota, Viridiplantae, Streptophyta, Magnoliopsida, Caryophyllales, Amaranthaceae. Bases 462 to 3485 code for a protein of 1007 amino acids. The record is from RefSeq and is a predicted model, not a curated record. The transcript has 12 exons.
GCUCUUCAGUCUUCAAAGUUCAAUCUUCAUCACCUCUCGUGGCUCAUACAGUCAUACUACUUCAUAUUACUAGUUUACUACCAUGGAACUCCACACUUUCUUUCACAUAGACAUAGACAUAGACAUAGACAUAGACAUAGACAUAGACAUAGACAUAGACAUAAUCACAUAACAACCCAAAUCCGGUCAUAUUAUUCAAAUAAGAAAAGUGGGGCCCGUCUCAUUCUUCGUUCUUCAUUGUUCGACACCCGCUUUCAACGUCCCUCUAAUUACACCCACCUUCGUCCUUCCCUCUCUCUCUCCACUUUCUCCUUCCCAUUUCCCAUAAUUCAAACCCUAAAUCCCCCAUUUUCGUUCCCAGAUCCAUCAAUCCAUCAAUCCAUCGAUCUUCAACGGCGAUUUUUCUCAACUUUUUUAGGUUCGAUUUUGGGAAAAGUGUAGGAAAACAAGAAUCCUACACAAUGCAUCGUGCUCCUGCAACAGUUGAGGAGCAAUUGAUUUUGAAAGCUAUAAGAGAGGAGUGUCCAUGGGAGAAUCUACCUAAAAGGCUUCAAUCUACUCUCUCUUCUAAAGAAGAAUGGCAUCGAAGGGUGAUUGAACAUUGCAUCAAAAAGAGACUUCACUGGAAUACAUGUUUUGCUCGCAAAGUAAUUAAAGAAAGUGAAUACUACGAGGAGAUGAUGCGAUAUUUGCGGAGACAUCUUGCGCUCUUCCCUUAUCACCUCUCCGAAUAUGUAUGCCGAGUAAUGAGGAUCUCACCUUUCCGAUAUUACUGUGAUAUAAUAUUCGAAGUCAUGAAAAAUGAGCAACCUUAUGAUAGCAUUCCAAAUUUUAGUGCGGCAGAUGCAUUGCGGAUCUCAGGAGUAGGGAGGAAUGAAUUCAUUGAUAUCAUGAACAAAUGCAGAUCUAAGAAAUUCAUGUGGAAAAUCAACAAGUCAAUUGCGAAAGAACUUUUACCAACACAGCCGGUGGACUUUCCAAUUGAACCUUGGUGGGGAGUUUGUCUUGUCAACUUUACUCUUGAAGAAUUUAAGAAACUUUCAGAAGAAGAAAUGGCAACAAUAGAUAAAGUUUGCAAGGAGGAAGUCAAUUCAUAUGUGCUUUUUGAUCCUGAAGUUAUAAAGGGUCUGUACCGGCGGGGUUUGAUAUAUUUUGACGUCCCUGUAUAUUCGGAUGACCGUUUCAAAGUUUCCAGGCUGGAGGGCUUUGUUUCAAAUAGGGAGCAGUCCUAUGAAGAUCCUAUUGAGGAGUUACUUUACGCAGUUUUCGUUGUUUCAAGUGAAAAUGCUACUGUAGCAGAACUUGCCUCCACAUUACAGGCUGACCUUUUGCAGUUGCGAGCUGCUGCAUCUUUUGCUUGUCGAUUGGGAUGGGCUGAGAAAAUAAUUGAUCCAGCAUCUGUUCUUCAGGAUGCUAGUGUCCAUGGCUCUCUUAUUCUUAGUGAUGAUGAAGAUGGGUCUCGUGCUAGUGUAGGCUCAGCCAACAUGUCAGUGGAUGGAGGCAGUGUCCAACAGGAUCCAGAAAGCAGAGCAGCUUCGAAUCAUGCUCGUGUUGCAUUUAUUGUUGAUGCUAAUAUAACUUCUUACCUCAUGAUGGGGUCUGUUUCACCAGGCUUAAAAUCGCAUGCUGUGACCCUCUAUGAAGCAGGUAAGCUGGGUCAUGCAAGCAUUUCAGAUCUUUGCAAGGAUCUGAGCACAUUAGAAGGAACCAAAUUUGAGGGGGAACUGCAGGAAUUUGCCAAUCAUGCCUCUAGCCUUCGUUGUAUUCUAGAAUGUCUACUUUCUGGAGGAGUGUCUGAUAGUGUUGCAGAGGCAGAAGUUGGAAAUAAUGUGGGCACAUUAUCCUCACAAAGCAAUGGUGCUUCUAUAGCAGCUGCUUCGAGCUCCACUGAGGAUGUUCGUGGCCUUAACGAUGAUGAGGUGAUCACUUCGGAAUCUCAGGAUAAAAUUACAGAAACAGAUGAAUUGGAAAGUGAUGUCCACUCACCUUUAACGUCUACAGUCAGUUCUGUGGAAACCAAGACUGUCAGUGAAGGUGAUGAUAUAUCUUCUAGAAUCUCCUCUAGCAAUACUGAUGAUUCUUCUCAGCACUCAAGGUUAGAGCCGGUUCUGGAGGAUAGUGAGAAAUCAGUCCUGGAAAGUGGUGCUACUAGAAGAAAAAGGAGUUACCGUUUGGAUCUUCUUCGUUGUGAAAGUUUGGCCAACCUUCAACCAGCAACUUUGGAUAGAUUGUUUAAUCGAGACUAUGAUAUUGUCUUAUCCAUGAUUCCGCUUCCUCCGUCCUCUAUUUUGCCUGCGCAAACAGGUCCUGUGCACUUUGGGCCUCCUUCACAUUCAUCCAUGACACCUUGGAUGAAAUUAGUAUUAUAUUCAGCUGUAGGCAGUGGACCUCUGUCUGUUGUUCUAAUGAAGGGUCAAUAUUUACGUUUACUUCCCGCGCCCCUGGCUGGUUGUGAGAAAGCCCUUAUAUGGUCAUGGGAUGGCUCCACAAUUGGAGGGUUGGGAGGAAAAUUUGAAGGGAGCUUAGUGAAAGGAACUGUUCUUCUGCAUUGUCUUAAUUCACUUUUAAAACAUUCUGCUAUACUUGUGCAGCCUCUCAGCAAGCAUGACCUUGAUGGAUCUGGCAAAGUUGUUACAAUAGAUGUCCCGCUGCCAUUGAAGAAUUCUGAUGGUUCCUUUGUGCAUGUUGGGGAGGAGUUGGGGUUAGGCAUUGACGAAAGUACAAGAUUGGAGUCACUAAUUAAAGACAUAGUGGAUAGAAUUGAUUUGUGGACUAUUGGCUACAUCCGCCUACUCAGACUUUUUAUAGAGAGCGAGACAGAGGAGUUUUCACCUGAUGAUGAGAGAUAUGAAUGGGUCCCACUCAGUGUAGAAUUUGGUGUUCCUCUUUUUAGUCCAAAACUGUGCAAGAGUAUGUGCAGAAGGGUAAUUUCUUCGCAGUUGCUUCAGACAGAGUCCUUUGAUGAGCACCAUGAAGCAAUGCAUGGGUUAAGAAGAAGGUUACGUGAUGUCUGUGCAGAGUACAGUGCUACAGGUCCCACUGCAAAGCUUUUGUACCAGAAAGAGACAUCUAAGGAUAGGUCUCGGCAACUCACGACCUAUGCGAGUGGAAGAUGGAAUCCUCUUGUGGAACCAUCUUCUCCCAUUGCUGGAGCCACUGCUGAAUACCAGAGAAAAAAACUUUCCUUAAGGCAGCGUUCAAGGAGAGAAGUCCUUAGUUUUGAUGGGAGUAUCCUUAGAUCAUAUGCUUUGACUCCUGUCUAUGAGGCUGCCACAAGGCCAAUUGAAGAAUCAAUUCCGACAACCAUGCCAAAAGUUGAAUCUGAUGAUGCUGACAGCAAAGACGUGAUCCUGCCUGGUGUAAGUCUCCUCUUUGAUGGAGCAGAGCUGGAACCUUUUGAGAUAGGUGCUUGUCUUCAGGCUCGCCAACCAAUUGCUUUAAUCUCAGAGACCUCAUUAGCAACCUCUGCUCUGGCAGCUAAAUAGGCUUCAUGGUCUGUAACGUGUGACACGGUUUAGAAGAUAUUAGCAUGAGUAUUCUGCAUUGAUGACUAUUAUUGCUUCUCCUUCAUGGAUCAGCGUGGUUGUUUUUUAGUUCUUCUCCUCUUCAGCUUGAAGGGCCAUCAUUAUCUAUAGUCUGCAUGAUCUUAAGGUGAAGCUGGUAGCUUGUUUCUGAUGUGUGUGGUUGAAGAAAUUGUCAAAAUACGCGAUUGCAUCUGAAUUCGUUCUGUAGCUGAGAACACUGUUGGAUACAGGAUUGCGUGAAAUUGAAUGUAGAAAGAGAUUGUUGUUCCAAAAAUUUUGAUUUUUUUUUCCUUUGAGAUUGUGGUAUAGGGAGGUUAUAGGGCUUAUUGUUCAAGUCUGCCGUGCUCUAGGAGCAGAAUUACAUAUCGUGGUUGUAGUUUAGCAAAGGGAUGUAUUAGGUUUUAUUGAAAUGUCGUCCCUGAUGUGGAGCAACUUCCACUAGGGAAAUCGACACAAAACCUCGAGUAGGAUAUAAUGUAAUAAGCUUAUAGAAUGAUUUAAAUGAAAUUCGUUUUAUUAUGAUUCAAUACAACACCAAUUGAUUAAGGAAA